AUGUACUUCUCAGCCAUGUGGUUUUGCGCCAAAAGAAUGCCAAGAAUAUUUGUUCUAAUAUUCAACGUUAUUACAAUUUUUUUAACAAUAUUUCUCCUUAUUGGCUGUUAUAAUUUAGCUAACCAUAAAACAUUCCUGACACGUUAUGACUUUGACUCAGACUCACCAUUUUACUCGGUUAUUAAAUCAUCGUUUACUUCUGGAAACAAGACAACAGGUUUAGAGGAUGUAGUAAUUAGAGCUGGUUUCAUGGGUGUUUGUAUUGAAUCCGUUCCAAGAGUUUACAAUUUACAAAACCAAACAUUGACGUCAAUCUGCUAUCCAAGGAAAAAUCUAUCAAAUCUUUCGCUCUUUACCGAUUUAUCUAUCGAAUUAUUCAAUAUCCCAUCUGCUUCCUCUUCCACAAAUAAAACCACUAUGAAUCAGACACCUGUAAAAUUGAACAUUUUAGAGAUUGCACAAUUGUUUUCAGUAAAGGUUUUACACCCAUAUAUUUUGAUGGCUACAAUUAUUUUAACAAUAAUAAUGUUCAUAUUAAUUUUAUAUGUGACAAUCCCCAACUUACCAUUUAGAGAAUAUGUCAACAUAUUUCUCUUGUUAUUAUCUCCUGUUUUAGUAUUAGUUUGGGGGUUUGGAGCUAUUUGGACACAUAUUGCUAUAAAGGCAAGUUAUAAAUUUGUUCCCGCCGCCAGUAUGGGAAUAAUCAAGGUUACCAAGGGUAAGAAAGCCAGUACAAUGUCUUGGUUUAGUUUUGCAUUUUUACUAAUAGAUUGUGUGAUAUUAUGGGCUUUAUAUUUGAGGGAUAGGAAGAAACUUGAUGAAAAAAUUGAUGAUAUCAAUGUUGGGAAACCUUAUGAUUAUUACAAUUCAUCUAUAUCUUCUAGUUCAACGAUGAAUUCAAAAGUUUAA
Messenger RNA from Naumovozyma dairenensis CBS 421, 909 nucleotides. RefSeq names its product Fig1p (gene FIG1). Gene Ontology annotation, biological process: conjugation with cellular fusion. Lineage: Eukaryota; Fungi; Ascomycota; Saccharomycetes; Saccharomycetales; Saccharomycetaceae. The coding region runs from base 1 to 909 and encodes 302 amino acids. The transcript has a single exon. Gene Ontology annotation, cellular component: membrane; mating projection tip. The record is from RefSeq and is a predicted model, not a curated record.